Molecule: messenger RNA, 813 nt
Organism: Sordaria macrospora k-hell
Lineage: Eukaryota; Fungi; Ascomycota; Sordariomycetes; Sordariales; Sordariaceae
Cellular component (GO): mitochondrion
Source: RefSeq, a predicted model, not a curated record
AUGUUGAGGACAGGAUACGGAGCUGCCGAUUCCCUCCUUCGAGGAGGCGCAAUCUUCCGGAGGGUUGCUAGGGAUACCACGGUUGCUCGGACAUGGGCGCAACACAUAUCCACCAAGAGCGCAGCUACACCACAGCUCCAGUACGCGAGCUUGUCGGCCAGGAUCAGACAGUCACAGAGAGCCGGACAGCCCAAGCAGUUUACCACCUCGUCUAGACGCCCAUUCCAAUCGUCGAGGUCCCGCCGAUCUGAAAAGUCGUCGGAGAGCGAGGGAGCCAAGGAGAAGGCCAAGGGAAAAGCGAAGGAACCAGAGCCGACCGGAUUCAGCGCGAGGAUGAAGAAGCUUUCCAAGGAGUACGGCUGGACUGCCGUUGGAGUCUAUCUCGCCCUUAGCGUGCUAGACUUCCCUUUCUGCUUCUUGCUCGUGCGCACGGUCGGCACUGAGAAGAUUGCCCACUUCGAACAUAUUGUCGUGUCAUGGCUCGAAAAGGUCAUUCCUCAAAGUGUCCAGGACUUCUGGCGCCACUACCGGACGACUCUCAAGGACAACAAGCGGGAACGCACUGGUGAGGAGCCCGAGGAGACUGCGGGUUGGGGUGUUGAGGCCGCCGAGGAGCGGAGCAAGCAAGCUGGAGCUAGUUUGGCCACCCAGCUUGCUCUGGCGUAUGCGAUCCACAAGAGCUUCAUCUUUAUCAGGGUCCCUUUGACAGCUGCUAUCCUCCCCAAGGUCGUCAAGAUUCUGAGGUCUUGGGGUUACCAGAUCGGCACAAAGAAGGUGGCGAAGGCAGUCGUCAAGACGGUCAAGAAGGCUUGA